This is a messenger RNA of Zychaea mexicana, 1479 nucleotides long. RefSeq names its product transcription initiation factor TFIID subunit 6. Gene Ontology annotation, biological process: RNA polymerase II preinitiation complex assembly; transcription initiation at RNA polymerase II promoter. Gene Ontology annotation, molecular function: transcription coactivator activity; protein heterodimerization activity; RNA polymerase II general transcription initiation factor activity. The record is from RefSeq and is a predicted model, not a curated record. NCBI's taxonomy places the organism in Eukaryota, Fungi, Mucoromycota, Mucoromycetes, Mucorales, Lichtheimiaceae. Bases 79 to 1416 code for a protein of 445 amino acids. Gene Ontology annotation, cellular component: SLIK (SAGA-like) complex; transcription factor TFIID complex; SAGA complex. The transcript has 7 exons.
CGCCAGACUUUAGGUCCCUGCCAACAGCUCCUUUCUCUACUAGAGAUCAUUAAUUUUUUUACCCGCGAUCUCAAAGCCAUGAGUGUGUUCCCAAAAGAAACAAUCAAGAACAUUGGCGAAUCACUUGGCAUUACCAAUCUAAAAGAUGAAGUAGCGACUGCCCUUGCCCAAGAUGUCGAAUACCGAGUACACGAACUGAUUCAAGAAGCAACCAAAUUUAUGCGCCAUUCAAAACGAUCUAAACUUACUGUUGACGAUAUUAAUUCAGCACUUCGUCUAAAAAACGUAGAGCCCUUAUACGGAUACGCAUGCAGUGAUGCCCCCAAAUUCAGAAAAACGACUGUCAACACAAACGAUAUCUAUUUCGCAGAAGAUAACGAGGUCGACUUUGAUACAAUACUGAGUAAACCAUUACCCAAGAUUCCGUUGGAUGUAGCAUUUACAGCACAUUGGCUCGCGAUUGAGGGUGUUCAACCUGCUAUUCCACAAAACCCAACUCCAGGAGACGCCAAAGCAGACAUAUUAUCAAAACGAACGAGCAAGGGCCAUGGUGGUAGCAUAUCAGAUCAAGUUGAUGUUAAACCACUCGUCAAACACGUUCUGUCAAAGGAACUACAAAUGUAUUUUGAACGUAUCACAGAAGCUGUUUUAAGCGACGACGAACGAUUACGAUCACAGGCGUUUGAGAGUUUACGCAUGGAUCCAGGCUUGCAUCAGCUGUUGCCUUACUUCGUACAACAUAUCCACAAGAAAAUAUCACAAAAUCACAAGGAUCUGGAUAUCCUGAGCGCCAUGUUGUCCAUGGCCCAUUCGCUUUUAAACAACAAACAUCUUUUCGUCGAACCCUAUCUACAUCAAUUGAUCCCUUCCAUCUUGACAUGUCUUGUCGGCCGCACGAUCUGCGAAAACCCUAUGCAACAAGAUCAUUGGACUGUAAGACAACGCGCAGCCGCUCUUAUUGCCAGUAUCUGCGGGGAAUAUGGCAAAGCGUAUCAUACAUUACAGCCACGUAUUACAAAGACGUUAUUACGAGCAUUCAUGGAUCCGGCACGACCGCUUACAACACAAUACGGUGCAAUUGUUGGCUUGGAACAUUUGGGUGUUGAAGUAACCCGGGUGUUGAUUGUGCCCAAUAUCAAGUUUUACAGCGAUUGUUGCCUUGCAAAUGCUUUGGAGGGCAGCAGCAUACAACGGAAACAGGAGGGUGAAAAGUGUCAAGAAGCUCUGGUGUUUGUACUGGAACAUGUGGCACAAGAUGCAGCAGACGAAAAUGAAGAAUCACAAGAAGUUGCCAGCGAAGACGACAAGCAAAAAUUCCUCAGCGUGAUUGGAUCGAUCGUAGGAGACGAGUUCUUGACACGAAACCAAAACAUUAAAAAAGUAGCAUUGCAAAAUAUCAUGGAUGCAGCACAUUAAAGAAUGGUACAUAAAGAAGUGUUUUUCAACGGAAAAAAAAUAAAAUUAAACUGAAAGUUAUGA